Cornus florida is the source of this 2136-nucleotide messenger RNA. RefSeq names its product protein indeterminate-domain 7-like. Lineage: Eukaryota; Viridiplantae; Streptophyta; Magnoliopsida; Cornales; Cornaceae. Gene Ontology annotation, molecular function: DNA-binding transcription factor activity. Gene Ontology annotation, cellular component: nucleus. The record is from RefSeq and is a predicted model, not a curated record. Bases 412 to 1908 code for a protein of 498 amino acids. The transcript is spliced from 4 exons.
CGUAGGGUUGUCUGUUGUCUUGGGGUUUUGGUUUUGAGGAUUACAGACUUCACAGGGAUCCCUUCUCAUCCACAUCUCUCUCUCUCUCUCUCUCUCUCUCUCACACACACACACACGCGCGCACACACACAAAACUGGUUCUUGUUUAUUUGUUCAUAUUUGUAUGGUUAUUAUUGGAUUUUCUUGGUUUUAGCAAGCAGCAAAUCAGUGAAACAUGAAGGUGGAUAGUGGCUGCAGUUUUUGUUUCUGUUUCAGUUAGCUCUCUCUCUCUCUCUCUGUUCUUUUUCCAUUUCUUGUCCAAAAACAAGAAUUGUCUCUUGGGGUGAUGCCAAAGCAAGAAGAAACCAUCAAGAAGCAGCUCAAGUUUUUGGGGUUCAAAGAACAACCUUAAGAACACAAAUACAGAAUAAGAUGAUGAAAGCUCUGAUAAUCCAACAACAACAACAACAAUCACUUUUGGAAACUGAGAACAUGUCAAAUUUGACUUCUGCAUCUGGUGAUAAUCAAGCAAGUGUUUCUUCAGCCAACAGAGCUGAAACAGCCCACUACUUUGCUCCAUCAACAAAUCAAACUACUCAACCACUCAAGAGAAAAAGAAACCUUCCAGGCAACCCAGACCCAGAUGCAGAAGUGAUAGCUUUGUCACCCAAGACUCUGAUGGCAACCAACAGAUUCAUAUGUGAGAUCUGCAGCAAAGGGUUUCAGAGAGAUCAGAAUCUUCAGCUCCACCGAAGAGGGCACAACCUUCCAUGGAAGCUGAAGCAGAGAACAAGCAAGGAAGUGAGGAAGAAGGUGUAUGUGUGCCCAGAAGCAAAUUGUGUGCACCAUGACCCAUCAAGGGCUUUGGGUGACCUCACAGGGAUCAAGAAGCACUUCUGCAGAAAGCACGGUGAGAAGAAGUGGAAAUGUGACAAGUGCUCAAAGCGUUAUGCAGUUCAAUCAGAUUGGAAAGCUCACUCCAAGACCUGUGGCACAAGGGAGUACAGAUGUGACUGUGGAACCCUUUUCUCAAGGAGGGACAGUUUCAUCACCCACAGAGCAUUCUGUGAUGCUUUAGCAGAGGAAAGUGCAAGAGCAAUACCAGGGAUUUCAACAUCUCACAUCAACAAUCUUCAAGUUCAACCUCAUCAGCUCAAUAUGAGCAGUGACCUCCAUGCAUUUUCAAUGAAAAAAGAGCAGCAACAAAAUUUUAGUCUAAGGUCAGAAAUCCCACCAUGGCUAGCAUGUCACCCUGGCCCACCACCUAUUGACCACACCUCACCAAUCUUCACCACAAGGUCUUUGGAUCAAGAUUUCACACCAACCCAAGAUUUAACAAUCCAUGAAAACCCUAACCCUAGCCUUGGACCCAGCCUUCCACCGUACUACCCAACAGCCUCCCCACACAUGUCGGCUACUGCAUUGCUGCAGAAAGCAGCUCAGAUGGGUGCAACCAUGAGCACCACCAAAAUGAGGCCCCACCAGGCCCAUCACGUGUCUGCUGAUUCUGGUCACAACACAACAGGUUUUGGCCUCAAUUUGGGCUCACGUGAAGAGAUGGGUGGUGGGUUUGUCCAUGGAUUGGCUGCUUUUGGGAAUAAAGCUGCAAUUACGUCUGGUACCACUACUGCACCUCCUCCUUCUCUUCUUCAAGACAUGAUGAAUUCUCUCUCCUCUCCAAAUGGGUUUGAUGAGUCCUCCAUUGAAGACACUUUUGGUGAAAUGUUGAAUUCCAAGAAAACCAACACCAAUUUUCUUAGUAGGGUUAAUGAAAAUGGUGGUGGUGGAAAUGAUGAUGGUAUGACUAGAGACUUCUUGGGUUUGAGACCACUCUCUCAUAGUGACAUUUUCAACAUUGCUGGUCUUGGUAAUUGCAUGAACACUCCUCGUGAGAAUCAAAAUCAAACCCAAAAAUCAUGGCAAGGUUAGCUAUAGAUGUCUCUUAAUUUAAUGACUUUUAGUUUUUGUUACUACUACAAGUUUUGGUUUUUGAUUAAUUUGUUCUUAAUUAUGGUUUUAGUCUUCCAAAGGGAGAGACCUUUCUGAAACCUAAAUAAACUGCCUCUAGUUAUUAGAUAUAUAUUUCAUGUAUGUUCUUUGAGAGUAAAGUUCUGUAAUUUUUCAACUGUAAUUGUAAGUUGGAAAGCCUUAUAAUUU